Molecule: messenger RNA, 246 nt
Organism: Aspergillus niger
Lineage: Eukaryota; Fungi; Ascomycota; Eurotiomycetes; Eurotiales; Aspergillaceae
Exons: 2
Coding region: 1-246 (81 amino acids)
Source: RefSeq, a predicted model, not a curated record
AUGGCUCUUGAAGAAGCUGAGUCUGAAACGGAUAAUGAUCCAGAUUCAAUCGACUGGAAGCUUCUAUGUUACGGCCCAGCCAGUUCUCGUACUCUACCAGUCAACCGUCGAUCAACCCCUCAACAUACGAUGGCUUAUCGACUACGGCAUUCUGCUAUCACUUUCACAUCACAUCCAGUGCUUUCCCGGUUGGCUAUGCUGGGGUCUUCCAGCUGUGGAGACACAAAUUAUCCACAACCUUCCUAA